Varanus komodoensis (Komodo dragon) is the source of this 8556-nucleotide messenger RNA. It is a transcript of the gene CARNMT1, whose product is annotated as carnosine N-methyltransferase 1. The record is from RefSeq and is a predicted model, not a curated record. The coding region runs from base 78 to 1340 and encodes 420 amino acids. The transcript has 8 exons. NCBI's taxonomy places the organism in Eukaryota, Metazoa, Chordata, Lepidosauria, Squamata, Varanidae. Gene Ontology annotation, molecular function: S-adenosylmethionine-dependent methyltransferase activity.
AGCCGGAAGCACGCCAGCGAGCCCGGAAGCGGGCGCGCGAAGAGGCAGCCGUUCGGCAUUGGAGGCGGGGUGGCGGGAUGUCGGUUGCAGCUGCGUGCGCGUUGCCGCCGGUGAAGGCCAUGCGCCGAGGGAACCGGCAAAGCGUCGAAGGCAGGGACGACGAGCAGGAGCCGCUGUGGGAUGGGGAAGUGACGCUGGACAGCCAGCGGUGCAGGCGGGAACCGCAGCCCGUGCAGCAGCUAGUUUCGAUGGAGGAUGGAAAGGAGCAGGAGGAGGAGAAGCUGGAACGGGAGCACUUCCGGAGAAUUAUCAACGCCUUUCGUUACUAUGGAAUCAAUAUGCAUGAAAGAGUGAAUCGUGCAGAAAGACAGUUCAGAUCCCUUCCAGUCAGUCAACAGAAAUUGCUUCCUCAAUUCCUUCCUCAUCUUGAUAAGAUUCGGAAAUGCAUUGAUCAUAAUCAAGGAAUCUUGCAGUCCAUUGUGAAUGACUGCACACACAUGUUUGAAAAUAAAGAAUAUGGUGAUGAUGGAAAUAAAAAGAUUACACCAGCUUCAACUUUUGACAUGGAUAAAUUAAAAUCCACUUUGAAACAAUUUGUAAGAGAUUGGAGUGAAACUGGGAAACCUGAGAGAGAUUCCUGCUAUCAGCCAAUCAUUAAUGAAAUUGUAAAGAACUUUCCAAAAGACAGAUGGGAUCUCUCCAAAGUUAAUAUCCUGGUACCUGGUGCUGGCCUAGGUAGAUUGGCUUGGGAAAUAGCUAUGCUUGGUUAUACUUGCCAAGGAAAUGAAUGGAGCCUCUUUAUGUUGUUCUCUUCUAAUUUUGUACUCAACAGAUGCUGUGCAACUAAUUCCUAUAAACUAUAUCCCUGGAUACAUCAGUUUAGCAAUAACAAGAGAUCUGCCGAUCAAAUACAGCCAAUUUAUUUUCCCGAUGUUGACCCUCACAGUCUUCCUCCUGGUGCAAAUUUUUCUAUGACAGCAGGCGAUUUUCAGGAAAUCUACUCUGAGUGUAAUAUAUGGGAUUGCAUAGCAACCUGUUUCUUCAUAGAUACCGCACAUAAUGUCAUAGAUUACAUUGAUACAAUAUGGAAAAUACUCAAACCUGGAGGAAUAUGGAUCAAUUUAGGUCCUCUUCUUUACCACUUUGAAAAUUUAGCAAAUGAAUUAUCUAUUGAGCUGAGCUAUGAAGAUAUUAAAAAUGUUAUAUUACAAUAUGGAUUCCAUAUAGAGGUGGAGAAUGAAUCUGUUUUGACAACGUAUACCGUGAAUGAGCUAUCUAUGAUGAAAUAUUACUACGAAUGUGUGAUGUUCGUGGUUAGGAAACCAGAGAGCAGUAUGUGAAAUGGAUCAUCCAAGGAGGGAAAUGCUGGCAUUUUGCUGAUAAUGUUAAUGCAAAAUGCCCUCUAAGUGAUGUCUGGACACAACCUUUCAGCAGUGGUGCCUUCUUACUUCUCACAGAAUGUAUUUCUUUUUUUUUUCUUGUUUUCUCAUAUGGUCUCAAGACAGGAACUUAUGGAUAUCUGUAUUUCAGUAAUGAAAAUGGAUUGCAACUAUUCCUACAGUUUUCCUCUAACUUAUAUUUACUGUUUUUCCUUUGAACUCCGACAUUUUUAACAUUCACAGUUCUCUGUAAUAUACUAAACUCCCUACUGUCUGUCUUUAAAAGAAUACUUAACAUCAUAUUGGAUAUACGAUUGGUUUCCUUUGUCUCACAUUGUAUGUAAGGCAAAUACAAACAGCUCCCCCCCGCCAUGUGAAUGUAUUUAAAUAUUUUUUGUUGCCUUUGCAUCACGCAUGACUUGUUUCCUGCAAAUUUUACAAGUAGUUUUUACUAAUUAUCAAAGAGAUGCAGAAUGGUAAGCAAUGAGUAAAACUUAAGGUCACACAUUCCAUUAUAACCUUUAACAUGAAACUGAUAUUGAGGGCUGGAACUCCUAAUAAUCCCACUUUCAUGUCAAGCAGUUGACAAAGCAUUUGAAAUAUCAAUAGGUGGUAGAAGUCAUUAAAAUUAGUAGUUGAGAAGAUGAGACAGUUAACAGUAAUCCUUAUAUUGUAAUACUUGAAUUGCUUGGAGUAGCCACAGUCCAACCUCCAAUAGCUGCAGUUAAAUAUACCUAAUUCUGUGAGGGAUUGUCUGACAAUGUUAAGGCAGGGUGUGUAUUUUGUAUAAUGGAAUUAAAACUCAGGAAACAAAACCAACUUUUAGUACUGCUUUUUGAGACAGUAACAUUGGCAGUUCCUCUGAGCUCACCAACCCAGAAUGUGUAUGUUAAUACUGCGGAUGAUACAACUUUGAUGAAGCUGUUACCUAGAUGCACUGCCACUCCAAGCUACCACUAUUUAGCUUGAUCUGCUUGUCAGAGAUUCUUAUCUGGAUUUCAUGUGACCAUCACUUAUUGUUUACUACACAGCUUAAAAUUCUAAUUAUGGUUGGAGUUACGAUAAUGAUUUCUUGGGCUACCAGAAUAUAUAAAACAUUUCUUUAAAAGAUAACCACAGUAAAAUUUGCUACUGAAAUAACCACAUUUCAAAUCUCCCAAGACCUGAAGAUGUGUGAGGUUUGUCUCCUCCAGAUCAAAUAGGCUGACUUGUUUGGCAAGUACAAUCCAAAUUGAUUAUGAAGGACUAAAUGAAUUUACAUGGCUUAAAAUUAUUGAUCUCAAAUUAAGGGGAUGUGAGUAGUUUUUGCUGAGAACCAAAUAAUACAAAUGCACUCCAGUUUGUGGUUAGACAUUGCUAGCAAUGUCUGGUUCAGCAGUGAUGCUUUAAUGUAAAUUAAUUUAACAUGUAAUGAAUUGCUCAGUAAGCAAAACUGUUCUAGUGAUGAAAGGGUACAAUCCUGUGUGUGCUUAGAUAGCAAAAAGGCCUACAGGUCCCACCAUGCCCUAGCCAGCCAUUUAUGAGACUUGUAGCCCUUUCUGCUACCUUAAAGAAUUGUAUCUUAAAUCGAAUAGGUUGGCAUGUAAGAAUUCAGAUUUGGUGUUUGGGUUGCUUUGCUCUAGUACAGAUUGGAGGAAAACUACCACUUUAGUAGACUUUCCCUUAAAUAUUUUAGGAACCAUCUGAACAGCAUUUAUAGUUCCCAAAAAUGCCACAAUUUUCCCAGUUUGAGCAAGGAUGCAAUCUUACAGCCUCCCUUAAGCUCCUUAGCUGGAAGCGAGUUCCACUGAAUUAGUGGAACUUAGUUCUGAAUAAACAUUUAUAGGAUUGUACUGUUACUUUUAGCAAGUUGGUACCUAUGCUUACAAUAGUCAUUAGUGAAAUAAUGUGACAGUGCUUUAGGAAGCAUCAUCUGUAGCUGAUCGCUGGUUUCACAUGGAGCUCCCUCUAUUAAUAUUGCUAUAUCACUGCUAGGGUGGGAGCAAAGUUUUGGGCUUUGCUCUUGCAGGCGUGUGAAUUGAGACUGAAGCAAGAAAGUGCUUGGUAGUUAAAUAUACAUUUAUUCCAUAAACAGUUAAUUUUACUAUGUACAUCAAGUUCCUUGAAUUAAUAAAAACCUGUUAAGGCCUUAGAUUUCAUAUUUGGACUUUAUCCAAAUAGGACUUAUUCUGUCUUUCCAAUUGCUUUAUUAUUUCCCACUCAAACAUCAGUUACUAUUGAGAGUGUUCAUCUAUAUUUCCUUUCUGAAAUUCAGCAAUAAUUAAUUUAUUAUUCAGAAAUAAUUAAUUUCUGAAUUAAGAUUUUUUUCUUCAAUGCAUACAAGAAUUUCAGAAUAAAGGCAGGGUAAAUAUUGAUAUUAGGCAUUAGAAUUGUAUUUCCAUUAUUUAUCUCUGUAAUUCAUGUACUGUAUAUGAUAAGAUUAAUCAUGAAUUACUCUGUGUCUUUGUUAUUCUGUGAUGUUUAUAUGCAAAGUGGAAAUUACCUGAUCGGCAGUAUUAACCUUUUACAUCUAAAAUGCUAUAUAGAGUAACAUUUAAAGGUUCAUACUCUGUCAAUUAAAUUUGAGUAAACGGGAAAAUGUAAAAUAGCUUGUUUCAAAAUAAGUUUACAAUCAGCUGUGAAGGUGUUAACUGGAAACUUUACUGCAAAAUGACUUCCAGUUUAUUGGUGACAAGUAAAAUGGCUUUUUUCUCUACUAGCCUUUGCUCUAAGUAUGGCCAAUAUUUUGUUGGCUUUUCUUUUAAUACUGAUCUUGCUAUAUGUAAUGUCUUUAAUGCCUUUUCUUCAAGGUUUAUUAGUGGCUAAAUACAAAGAACCAGGAACCUGUACCUCAAGACUGAACCUGUGCUUAUGUAACUGACUUUUUUUUUUUAAAGAAUACCCUUGUUGUGACAGCAAAUGAAUCACCAGCAUCAUUGGCAUUGUAAAGCAACAUGGCUCUGUUUUCACUUGCCCCAUUUAUAGAGUAUCUGUAUAGGUACAGCUAUGUAGAUACCGCAACGGUUGUGCUGUAGAACUACUCAGUUGAACUAAGCUAUACAUGCUGAAACAUGCUAAAGUCAGCAAAAGUCCAUUGGUGACUUUAGUAGGUGUGCUUUUACACGAUCUGGCAUUUGUUCUAAACCUCAUCUGUCUGCCAUAUACCCAUGCUGGAUUAGAUUAAGGAUCCAUCUAGUUCAACAUUCUUUUGACAGAGUGGCAAGCUAGCCCCCUCUGGAAACUCAGUUAAGACCCUGCCCAGAAACUGGUAUACACAGGCAAUCUUGCCUCUGAUGCACGUAACUCUUGGGAAAUAGCUUUUGAUAGACUUAAGCUCCAUGAAUUUGGUUACUUUCCCUUAAAGCCAUGUGGCCAUCACUAUAUGUUAUGGUAAACAUUGCUGUGUUGUAAGCUUAUGACUAGCUGUGGUUCCUCCUGUCCCCAAGUUCUGGGUGUUCUUGUGCACUCUAUCUAAUUUAGUUACAUGGGGCUGGACUGCAUCAUGUCAACAGAAAGGAAAACUGAUUGUGUAAUGGAUUUUCCUUCUCCCAAAUUUGCUUCAGAGGGCUGAGGAACCCUCUGGAGAUUUGCAGUAGGAAUAGAACAGAAAGGACAGUUGUACAAGCAGACUUCCAUAUCCACAACUUUGGAUCAAAGCCACUGCUUUAGUCCUAUUCAGAAGUGCCUGCCUUCUUGCUUUCCACCUGCCCUUUAAAUCAAUGAAAGGUUGCAGGGCCGGAGUAUUUCUAUAAAACAGCUCACUGACGUUCCCUAUCAAUUUAACAGAGGAACCUUAAGCAUAGCUGUUUCCCAUCCAUUUUUCUCCAUUCCCUGUAAGCACACAGGGCCUAGGCUUUAGCUGCACAAGUUAUAUCAGUGCUUUGGCACAGGUUAGAGGAACCUGGUGCCCUCUGUAUGCUGGAUUGCAGCCCAUCAGCUGUAGCCAGCACAGCUGCUAAUGGGGAAUGAUGGAGUUGCAGUCCUGCAGCAGCUGGUGGGUUACACAUUCUCUAUCCUCAAUUUAUCAAGUACGCUGAUGUGAGUUUUAGCUCACAUGCUUAGACUUUAUUUGAAGGAUGGCAUUUCUGCUUAUUUAUAUGAUGUGUAGAUGGUGCCAGCAUUCACACAGUUAGGUUUAAUAAGUAUCACUUUGAUAUUUUCAGAUUAAGUGUGUUGCAGCUAAUGCAUAAUUUAAAUCCAUGUAAUUUUGGUGUUUGUGUGGUUCACAUAAAGCAAUGCAAAAUUUUGUCCUCUUUAUGAAUUUAGGUGAAAUAAUUGAAUAUUUUUUUCUAUCUAGAAUACAUUUCUGUGGAUUGGGUUUAUCUGAAAUAGUAGGGCAAAUGUCCAUCAUACCUAGCACAUACAACAAAAACCACACAGCUCUAAUAUUUUUAUCUUUAUGCUGGUGCAUUUCGGAAUGAAAACACUGGUGAGAAGACAUUCUCCCACCAGUUUAAGGACUACUUUGACAGGUGAACUAUCCAGAUUCAAUCUAAAAGGGUCUGGUGUGCUCGGAUUACAUCAAGACAACAAGACAAGGUAGACUCCCUGAGUCUAAAAACUGUCUCUGUAUUUUAUUAUAUGUUACUGUCUUUCCUCUCUCAAUGGGAGCAUUAAUUGUAAAUUUUCUGAAAGCAAGACCUUGAAAAGUAAGAAGCAAUUUCUAAUUUAUUUACUUAAAUGACUAAUCAAAAGGGAUACUUACUAAUGAUCUGAUUUAUAACUUAAACUAUAAAGUCACUUAUCAGCUGUGCUUAAGGAGGUAAAGCUGUAAGUAUUUCAAUGAUGAUAAGCUGACAACUUGAAGUUGCUGAUAUUCAUUAAAAGGGAGAGAGAAAGCAAUCUUUGUUGUUUAGAGAUGCCAUUUUCUUUGCCUUUUCAGUGUAAAAAUAUUGAAAAGUUUAAAAAAGAAACCCUAAAUACAUACGCUUUAAAAGCCAGUUUGAAUAUUUAAUAUACUUUAAGCAUAUUUUUAAAACAAAGAGAAUUUGUAUUCUCCUGGACAGCUGUUAUCCAGACAAAGCAAAGAACUGAGAGCUUUUCCUUCCCCCACCCCCCUUGCCUUUUCUGCAUGGAAAGAAGUGGAGGAGAUUCUAGUGCCAUGAAGUGGUUUUUCUUCAAAAUACUAAAAUACAACAUUCGCACCAUCUGGUGGACUUGAAGAAGAUUACAAGGACCCUGAAAAAAUAUAGGGAGCAAUAGAUUUCCCUUUGUUUGCAGACACACUUGUGAAGAAAAAGAAUUGCACAAGGACUUCGAAAAAAUUCUACAGGAUUGUCAUCCUUAAUAAAUUAACAUAACAAAAUUAUAACAAUUAGCAGCAUUAUAUACUAACAUUAAGAAAUCAAUGUGCUAAUAAUUUUUCCCAUUUCCUCCUCUAUUCUUUCCUGACAUUUGAUUCCUUCUUCUUUCCUUCUCCUUUUUUCCCUUAAAUGUAGUAAUGCUUUUUAUCCAUCUUUUUACACAAUCCAAGAAAUUUAAGAAUAGUAUUGAUCUUGCAGUGUUGGAAUUGGGAAUUGUUAUGCAUAGAUUUAACAUUUUUGAAAUAGUCAAUGAAAACAUUGUAUGACAUAUUUAAGCAGAAAAUAAAUAGAAUAAAGAAUAAUAUGGCAGCAGCCCAGUCAAAGGAAAUGAGGAAGAGGGGUGGAACUGGAGAAGAAGAUGCAGAUGUUACAGAAUUGAUGGAUAAGAUUCAAGAGACAUUAACUCAAAUAGUUACAAAUAAAACAAAGGAGAAAGCCCAGGAAAAGAUAAGAGAAAUUUCAUGUUUAAGGCAGAAAUUUUAGUUAGGGAUAUCAAAAAGGAGAUACAAGAAAAUUCAAAAGAACUUACAAAAAUUAAGAUAAACAGGAAAUAAUUGAAGUACGUAUAGAAGGGCAAGAUUCUGAGACUGAAAGGGUGAACCAAAGAAUCCAAAUUUCUGAUGUCCAGAGUAGACAUAAGAAUAUUUGAUUCAGAGGAGUCUCUGGAUAUUUUGACAGGAAAAAAAUCUUGAAGACCAUCUUCAUAACUUCUACAAGAUUAUAUGAAUAUUUAAAGGAACUUUCCCAACAUUGAACAGGUAUUUAGAAUAUACUCAAUCUUUGCACUUAACAAUAAAUUGCCUCGCAACAUAUUGGUCAGAUUUACAAACAAGAAAACACAAGAUUCUCUAUUGAACAGAAGAGGAUCUCUACUAAAAAAAUAACUGGGAAAGAAGUACAGAUUUUUCAAGAUUUACCAAGAAAUUUGCUAUGAAAAAGAAAUGGCUUCCUUUUCUUAAGACAAAUUCUACAAAGGAAAACACAAGAUAUUGUUGGAUAGUCCCAGUUGCUAUAAAAGUAGUAGUGUCUGAAGGGAUAAUUAAAAUUAUAACACUAGAACAAGCCAAGCAGCUGACAGAAGAAUUACCAACUGAAGCUAAAUUCAAAGAAUCUGAAAAACAAAUAGAGAAGAUAUACUGUGUAUCAAAGAAACUCUACAUGUAAAGGAAAAAAAUGGUCAUAUUUAAAAUAAUAGCAAAUUGGGCAAAGUUUUUGAAGUUUCAGCAGUUACCAAAAUAAAAAAAGGAGUUGCAAUGCAUGUUAAUAAUCAAGGCCUCAAUGUUAUAGAAGAAUUAAAAGACUCUGAAGGAAGAUUAUCCUUAGGAUUUUUGAAUGGUAAGAAAUGUAGAUUGGCAACAAUAUACAUGCCUUGAAUAAUGCAAAAGAAAAAUUUUAUGAAAAAUUAUUUCAGUCACUAUUGGAUUUCCAAGAAGGAGAAAGAUUGAUUUUUGGAGUCGUGGACCAAAUAAAGAUGAUACUGAUGAAUGGAAUUAUGGACCAAAUAAAGUUAAGUCUAAAAAAGUUAAAUGGGGUGAACUCCCUAGAAAUGUUUUCAGUGAUAUGAAAUGCUACCAUUGGAAGAUGCAAGGGAGCAUAACACAAAAGUUAGAGAUUUUUUUUCGGAGAGACAUCAGAUAUAUUCAAGAAUGGAUAAGUGCUGGAUUUCUAAAACUAAAGAAGUUAGAGGCUGCAAAAAUCAACCAAAGAUAUUUUCAUAAUCUAGUAGAAAUAGUAUGGCGAAAACAGCAAGCUAGAAGAUGGAGAUUAAAGAUAAUCAUCUACUACAAGAACAUAGUCUGAAGUGUGAAAAAGAUUUAGAAGAAUUUUAUAGACUUAAUAAUAGAAGGGAUAUUUCAUGGCAGCAAUAUGGGAAAUCAGUAAAACUUAUAUGAAAG